Phytophthora sojae is the source of this 249-nucleotide messenger RNA. RefSeq lists its product as hypothetical. The annotation marks the transcript as partial. The record is from RefSeq and is a predicted model, not a curated record. Lineage: Eukaryota; Oomycota; Peronosporomycetes; Peronosporales; Peronosporaceae. The transcript has a single exon.
AUUUGGUUUGAGUGGUACGCAAAAACACCACGUAUGUGGGACGUGUGUGCGGAUCGGCAGAAAAAAUCAGCGUACAAGCAUACCGUGAACUACAUGAAGCUCUUCUUACCAAACGGCUUCGCGCUGGACCCGUCGGCCUCUGACUACACCGACCAAGUUGUUCGUACCGGAAUUGAGACCGAAGCCGGGAUGUACAGAUUUUUCGAAGCGCACGGAGUCAAGAGCAAACGUGGAUCAGCUGUACUGAAG